UAAGGGGAUGUGUGAUUGGUUGCUGUUGGCCAGACAGAGGCUGAGUCACCGAAACGGUUCGAGUGGGACCGGGACCGGGGGCCAUGACCUACAUCCAAAACUGGGAGGAGUUUGUGAAAGCGGCCGAGAAGCUGUGCCUCACCGAACCCAUGAAGGUUCGUGUGGUCAUUAAGUAUCGGCACUGUGCUGGGUUUCUCUCUAUGAAAGUGACUGAUGAUGUUGUGUGUUUGCAAUACAAGACAGACCAAGCUCAGGAUGUGAAGAAGUUCGAGAAGUUCCAGAACCAGUUGAUGCGUCUCAUGGUUUCCCGAGAAUCUCGCAGCAACCUGAUGGAGAUGGACUAAGGAGCAGCGUUUGCUGCUGAACCCAUCAAUGGAAGAGCUAAAGAAUAUUUAUAUGCAUAGAACUAAGGCUGAAAGACUGAGACAGGUUUUGGAGGGGAAUGUGAGUGUCUUUGAGGAUAGAGUCUGAAGAUGGAGACUUGGAGAUGAAGAUUACCCGAGGAGGCUGCAAUGAGAGUGUGUUUAUUGCAGCUGGAUAGGACAGGGAUGGUACAGGUGGCAAAGCUGAUGUCCCUGUGAAUUCUGGUCAUGUUUGUGUUACUGCAUCUACAGUCAAGGUAAACUCUUUUUCAUUUGCAUAAUCCUCAUGAAGAUUCAUGAGAGAAGCUAUCAAUUAGCUACAGAGUCGUUUGCUAAAAUAAAUGGUCCUUGGCUGAA
Molecule: messenger RNA, 719 nt
Organism: Rhincodon typus (whale shark)
Lineage: Eukaryota; Metazoa; Chordata; Chondrichthyes; Orectolobiformes; Rhincodontidae
Gene: srp9
Product: signal recognition particle 9
Exons: 3
Coding region: 84-344 (86 amino acids)
Biological process (GO): SRP-dependent cotranslational protein targeting to membrane; negative regulation of translational elongation
Cellular component (GO): signal recognition particle, endoplasmic reticulum targeting
Molecular function (GO): 7S RNA binding
Source: RefSeq, a predicted model, not a curated record